Molecule: messenger RNA, 2812 nt
Organism: Culex quinquefasciatus (southern house mosquito)
Lineage: Eukaryota; Metazoa; Arthropoda; Insecta; Diptera; Culicidae
Product: nucleolar protein dao-5
Exons: 3
Coding region: 226-2535 (769 amino acids)
Cellular component (GO): nucleolus; nucleoplasm
Source: RefSeq, a predicted model, not a curated record
CGUGGUCGCUCGGUAAUCAGAAGAGAAAAGUGCUUAAGUCAGGUAAAACGUGGUCUGCGCGCGCGGAAUAACGGAUUUAGUGGGUUUGUAAAUAAACCCCCCGGGUCCGCGGAAUCGAUUACUACCGCACCACAGUGGUAGUAGUAGCAGGCGCUGCUGGGAGUAGUAGUUGUGUGUGCGUUUUAGUGACAGCAGCAGUCUGUUCGGUCUUUUCGCGUGACAAAAAUGGCUGCGGCAAGUGAGACCGUCCUGCAGGCGCUGGUUUUCGACUACCUUUCCCGGAAGGACAAAACGUUCGCCGAGGUCUACCAGAAGAAAUUCAAAUCGCCGGUCAUCGCCAAGGGUUCUCCCCGGUUGGAGGAAGUGGUGAAGCAGUACCAGGGUUCGGCCCCAAAGAAGAUUGCCGUGUUGAAAUCUUCCGCCGAAUCCGGCUCGGAGGAUUCGUCCGACGAGGAUGAACCGCCGGCAAAGAUGGCCAAGGUGGUGGCCAACGGCAAGCCAGUGACCAACGGAAAGCCAGCGACCAACGGAAAGGCCCCGGCGGUUAACGGAAACGGUGCCAAGAAGGGCGCUGCUGCCUCCAGCAGUUCGGACGACAGCUCCGAAGAGGAGGAAGCCCCCAAGAAGGCGGCCCCAGUGAAGGCCACUCCGGUCAAGACCCCGGCUAAGGCUGCUCCGGCCAAGAAGGCUGCCUCGAGCAGCGACGAUUCGGAUUCCUCGGAAGAAGAGGAAGCCCCCAAGACUCCGGCUAAGGCACCAGCCAAGACCCCCGCAAAGGCCACGCCUGCGGCAAAACCCGCACCGGCCAAGAAGCAGGAAUCGUCCAGCGAUGACAGCUCGUCCGAAGAGGAGGCCCCGAAAACUCCGGCCAAACCGGCCGUCGCUAAAGUCGCAGCCAAGGCCACUCCCGUAGCCAAGAAGGCUGAGUCGAGUAGCGAUAGCGAUUCCUCGGAAGACGAAGCUCCGGCCAAGGCUCCCGCAAAGACCCCGGUAAAGCAAACUCCGGCGAAGGCGACCCCAGCCAAGCCGGCCGCAGCGAAGAAGGCCGAAUCCAGCGACAGCGAGUCCGACUCGGACGAUUCCGAAGACGAGGCCCCGGCUGCCAAGAAGCCCGCUGCCCCAGCCAAGGCCACCCCGGCCAAGACCCCCGCAAAGGCUGUGCCGGCCAAGAAGGCCGAGUCCAGCAGCGACAGCGAUUCCUCGGAAGAAGAGGAAGCCGCCCCCGCGAAGGCACCGGUCAAGACCCCGGCCAAGGCCACGCCCAAGGCUGCCCCCAAGAAGGCCGCCUCGUCCUCCGAGGACAGCUCCGACGACGAAGAGGAGUCCAAGCAGGCCGCCGUGAAGAAGCCCGCGCCGCCGGCCAAGAAGGCGGCCGAGUCCAGUGACGAUUCCAGCUCCGACGAGGACGAAGCUCCGGCCGUCAAACCGCUGGUGAAGAAGCCAGCUGCUGCCGCGGCCAAGAAGAAGGACGAAUCCAGCGGGGACUCGAGCUCGGAAGAGGAGGACGAAGCUCCGGCGAAGAAGCCGGCUGCGGCCAAGCCCGGACAGAAGCGCAAGGCCGAGGAGGAAAAGGAAGAAGAGGACGACGAUGAGGAGGAGGAAGAGGAGGAGUCCAAGCCGCCGGCCAAGAAGGCCGCCUACAGCAACUUCGUCAAGGCGGGCGAAGGCAACAACAACAAGAACAACAGCAAGAUGCAAAACGGCAAGGGUGGCGAGCGCAAAUCGUUCGGAGGAUUCAACAACAAGGACGCCGGCCCCGCCUGGGAGUGCGAAAAGUGCAACACGUUCAACGACGCCAACAUGCGCAGCUGCAAGGAGUGCAAGGCGUGGAACAACAACGCGGACGACUCGAACGACUGGGAGUGCUCGUGCGGCUUUAAGAACUUCCCGAACCGGCGCCAGUGCUUCAAGUGCAAAUCGCCGAAUCCGGCCGGAGGCGGCGGUGGCGGUGGAAACUUUGCCGGCGGUCGCAAGAGCUUCGGAGGCGGGGCCAACAACGGCAACGAUGACCAGUGGGAGUGCGCAUGUGGGUUCAAGAACUUCCCCAGCAGAAAUCAGUGCUUCAAGUGCAAGGCUGCGAAUCCCAGCGGAGGAGGCGGUGGUGGUGGCGGUGCCCGCAAGAGCUUCGGAGACCAGAACGGCGGAGGCCGUCAGUUCCCCCCGGAUUGGGACUGCCCCAGCUGUGGAGUGUCCAACUUUGCCAAGCGUGGCACCUGCUUCAAGUGCUCGGCGGCCAACCCGGACGGAACCAUGGGCGAUAACUGGGAGUGCGCCGACUGCAAGUUCUCCAACUUCCCGAAUAGACGGUCCUGCUUCAAGUGCCAGAAGCCAAACCCUAACGGAGGAGGUGGUGGCGGCGGCGGUGGUGGAUUCCAGCGUGGAGGAGGCGGUGGCAAGUUUGGUGGCGGAAGUGGAGGCAAAUUUGGCGGUGGAAGCGGUGGCAAGUUUGGACAGAAGGGAGGAUUCGGAGGAGGACGCGGCGGCGGUGACGGCGGUGAAUCCAAGGCGAAUAAGAAAAUCACCUUCGAUGAGUAGGGUGCGGACGCGUGGUUUCGUGUAGGGUUUACUUUCGUUUAAGUAAUAAAGAACGCAUUUAGCUCGUUGCACCUCGACGUCGUCGUUUAACUUGGUCAUUUUCUCUGUGGCGCUGGAGCAGCAUUGGAAGAGGAGAAGCUCACCGUUAGUCGAUACGUUUUAAUCCAUUUAUUCACAGUGAUGAUGUGGUCGAUUCACUCUAAAUGUACAAGUUACAUUGUAUAAGAUUGUGUUUACAAUAAAGCAAAUAUAUAUCGUACACUUAACAACACAAAAA